UGGUGGAAGAUUUGAAUUCAAAUUACAUUGCUUGCUUUCUUGUGAAAAAGGAACAGGAAGAAAGAGAUUAAGAAAGGAAAUAAAGAUGUGUACUUAAAGACAUGGUCCUCACUCUUCUUGUUCUAAACCUUGAUGAGUCUCAAGUAAUCCCAAAAUGGGCGACCGAUUAACUGCGGCUUCAAAAGCUGGUAAUGUAACUGCUUUGUAUGAAUUAAUCGAGGAGGAUGCCGAUGUUUUAAGGCGUGUUGAGGAGAUAAUGUUUGUGCAUACGCCUCUGCACAUAGCAGCUUCUGAUGGGCAGACUUGUUUUGCAAUGGAAAUGAUUAAUUUGAUGCCAUCGUUUAGCCGUAAGUUGAACAAAUCUGGGUUUAGCCCAAUGCAUCUUGCACUUUUGAAUGGGCAUUCCAAGUUGGUGCUCUUGUUUCUACGUGCAGAUUGUGAUCUCGUUCGUGUUAAAGGCAGAGGAGGCAUGACCUCUUUGCAUUAUGCAUGUACGGAGCAUGGAAAUGAUGAUGUCCUCGCAAAUUUUCUUGUUACUUGUCCAAAAUCUAUUGAAGACUUGACAGCUCAAGGCGAGACUGCUUUGCAUAUGGCCGUUAAAAGCAACAAUUUUGGUGCUCUUGAAGUUUUGGUCGGAUGGCUCCGAAGAGUUUGCCAUGAAGAGGCUUUCAAAUGGGAAAUAAACAUUCCUAAUUGGAAAGAUGAGCACGGCCAUACUAUAUUGGAUAUUGCAGUAUCUAAUAAUAUGCAACUUGAGGUCCUUAAAUUGUUAGCCGAGAUAAAUGCUAAAACAUCUGAUAGUCUGACAGUCUCAGACAUCUUACGAAGGCGCCAAUCCAACUUGGGAAGAAACAGAGUACUUAGAAUUCAAUGUGGUAUUACUGAUCCAGAGCAGAAUGCUUCAACUCUUGCAAGUUAUUUAAGGUCAAAAUUAUCUAUUGAUGAAAGGUUAGCAGUCUACAUCACUCGUCAUAAAAUGAAAAUCUCAGAUGAUGUGCGCAAUAUAUUGCUGGUGGUGGCCGGGUUCAUUAUAGCAUCAACCUUGCAAAUUGUUCUCAAUGACCCGGGUGGUUUUCAGAGGGAUGUUGGGGACAGUGGCAACAACAAUUCUGAAGGAACACCAGUACCAUCACAGUCACGCCUUUCAGACAGGGCUGCAAUGACAGUAUUCUUGCUGUCCUCGUUGUACAACAAUACCGCCUUUUGCAUCGUGAAUGGUGUAAUUGGUCUUCUCCUUCCGGAUGGCUUGUUCGGGAUGAUCCUGAUUCGGCUACUGCCUGUCUCGAUACUUUGCUAUGUUCUGUGGAUACAACGCAGCUUGCCAAACGGACUUGUCAUAUAUAAUUUGCUAGUUUUCCUUUUGGCCUACGUAUUUGUAUUCCUUGCUUUUGUUACUUAUUCAAGGGGACAAAAUAAACUUCGGCAACUUCAGAGCAAUACAAAUAACUUUGCUGGUUCAUAUAGAAAAAGAAAAACUGAAGCAGCUGAAGGUCAAGCCAAUAGUGCUACUAGCGCUGACCCAGAUCCAUAAAUGUAGAUUCGGAUGAUUGUGCAACGUGGGACAUGAAUGGCUUUGCGAUUAAUCUCUUAGCUUGAUGUGUCUCCAGUCAUCUAAAUAGGUUGUUGAAGAAUGAUUGAAAUCUGGGUUUGAUGCUAAGGAACAGUGGCGGGCUCAUCAGAUGUUUGAAUGUUUGUUUAGUUAAACGGCAGUCUUUGAGUCGUUUUGGUGAUUCUAAAAGUGACACUGUGUAACUAAACGAUCAGCUUAUGUGUUGUUUGUGCGUAUAAGCUGAAACGCUUUAUUGUUUGUCGUUUUUAGUAGUCUUCUUCAAGUGUCUGUUGUAUUAGCUGUUGCUAGCUUUGAUUCCUGCGUCUGUUUGUUAACUUUCAGUUCUUUUACCAAAUCCGACUUUUGUGGGUUUAGUUAAUCUGUUGUAACUAAGUAUACAAGCUUAGAAUAGAAUGAGAAAUUUGUG
This is a messenger RNA of Theobroma cacao (cacao), 1976 nucleotides long. Its product is annotated as ankyrin repeat-containing protein BDA1-like. The record is from RefSeq and is a predicted model, not a curated record. NCBI's taxonomy places the organism in Eukaryota, Viridiplantae, Streptophyta, Magnoliopsida, Malvales, Malvaceae. Gene Ontology annotation, molecular function: protein binding.